AUGUCCAUCAACAUGAAUGCGAAUUUCUUGAAACUGCUUACCCACUUCCGCAGACACGAUUUGACCAACUUCAAAUCGGAGCACGAUGAGCUCUACGAGAAGGCACUCGAAUCGGGGGAUCAUUUGGAAGUGACAUCUCACUAUUAUAGUGUUAUGAGUACUGUAAUCGAUGAGUAUUUUGGUGGAAAUUUCCAUUUUGUCCCACCGAAAUUCGAGGGACAACCGCUGGAGGAGGCGUUGAAGUCUCUUCAUCAACACAUUGCCUCAAAACUGGAAUUGAAGGAGGACGUGAAGUGUCUUGAUAUCGGAUGUGGUAUUGGUGGUGUCAUGUUGGAUAUCGCUGAUUUUGGCGCCAAUUUGACAGGUGUCACUAUUGCUCCAAAUGAGGCUGAAAUUGGCAACGAAAAAUUCGCCAACUUGGGGCUAUCGGAUCGCUGCAAGAUUGUCGCCGCUGAUUGCCAUGAGAUGCCUUUCGAAGACGAUACAUUCGACGUCGCCUAUGCUAUAUAUUCUCUUAAAUACAUCCCAAAUUUGGAGACAGUGAUGAAAGAAAUCCAACGAGUUCUAAAACCCGGAGGAAAAUUUAUUGUCUACGAUUUGAUCAAGACCAAUGACUAUGAUGAGGAUAAUGAGGAGCAUUUUAAGACUCUCCACCACCUGGAAUACGCGUGCGGUAUGCCCCGCCUCCACACCCAAAACGAAAUCGAGAAAUCCGCUGAAAAUUCUGGAAUGCCAUUGAUCGAACAAGAGAAUCUCGAGGAGACUUACGGAAAUCGUGCAUUCCAUUACUGUUUUUCGUCGAGCCCACUUUUCAUGUGGCUUGUGACUAGUCCCGUUAUUGACCACACAAUCCGAAUGGCUGAAGUCAUGAGAAUCCUACCAGCCGGCUUCAAACAAUUCAAUCGAACUUUCCUUUGUGGAACAGUCAACUCAAUUGUCGAGGGAGGACGUAUGGGAAUACUGUCGGGCGCCGAUAUUUUGCUUUUUGAAAAGAAAAUGGAAUAA
This is a messenger RNA of Caenorhabditis remanei, 1005 nucleotides long. RefSeq lists its product as uncharacterized. The record is from RefSeq and is a predicted model, not a curated record. Gene Ontology annotation, molecular function: sterol 24-C-methyltransferase activity. Gene Ontology annotation, cellular component: endoplasmic reticulum. The coding region runs from base 1 to 1005 and encodes 334 amino acids. NCBI's taxonomy places the organism in Eukaryota, Metazoa, Nematoda, Chromadorea, Rhabditida, Rhabditidae. Gene Ontology annotation, biological process: sterol biosynthetic process. The transcript has 7 exons.